Messenger RNA from Clarias gariepinus (North African catfish), 1274 nucleotides. RefSeq lists its product as uncharacterized. The transcript has 4 exons. The record is from RefSeq and is a predicted model, not a curated record. Bases 93 to 959 code for a protein of 288 amino acids. NCBI's taxonomy places the organism in Eukaryota, Metazoa, Chordata, Actinopteri, Siluriformes, Clariidae. Gene Ontology annotation, biological process: response to bacterium.
CUUCCUUUUGAUACAUCCUCCCAUGACUUGUUCAUCAAACACAUUUUCGUAUUUUCUACAGAAGUUAAACUAUGUAAAGAAACUGGAAAAAAAUGCUGACUGUGGGAUUAAUUUUACUUCUAUGUGCAGUUCAUCUUGCAAAAACACAAACAGAUUUUCAUUCAAAUAAGAGUCUGGUUUUUGUUAAAGAAGGAGAAAAUGUGAAUAUUACUUGCAUUUACCGAAGUGAAAUGGCAAUGCACUUGUCAUGGUAUAAACAUAAACUUGGCCAAAAGCCUAACCUCAUCUCCAAUUUCUACAAAUAUGACAAAAAGGCCACAUUCCAUCAUGAAUUCAAGAAUGAUACUCGUUUUAGCAUGUUAAAUGAGAAAGGUGUGACUCAUCUGGAAAUAAAAAAAUUACAGCUAUCGGACUCGGCCACGUAUUACUGUGGAAGCGCUCAUUCCAACAUUAUGGAGUUUGGUGAAGGAACUGAGCUGAUAGUAAAAGCUUCACAGCUGCAUAGUAUUUCUGUGCUCCAGUAUCCUAUACGAGAACCGGCUCACACCGGAGCCUCUGUAACUCUGAAUUGUACCGUCAUCACUGAUCGCUGUCCAGGAGACCACAGCGUGUACUGGUUCAGAUAUAACUCUGGAGAAUCUCAACCAGGAACCAUUUACACUCACGGAGACAGGAAUGACUUGUGUAGGACAAACCCUAAAACUGGAUCUCGUCCACAGACCUGUGUUUACAGUCUUCCCAAGAUGAACCUCAGUCUCUCUGAUGCUGGAACUUAUUACUGUGCUGUAGCUGUGUGUGGACAGAUACUGAUUGGAAAUGGAACUAAGCUGGAUAUGACCAGUACAGGUCUUGGUUGCUCUGAAGAAAUCCACGCCUUGGUGAUUUUUUCUAUUAUAAGAACUUUUGUUCUUUUGUGCUGUGUUAUUGCAAUAAUAAUAUAUUGCAGAUUAAUCACUUAGUGGGAAAAUGUUAAAAAAAAACUUACAGCACUAAAUUAGUUUAUAAAAAUAUGUUUACUAGAAUCAAGAAAACUGAUCAGAAUAAAAAGAUUUCUAUUACUAUUUGUUCAGCAUUGUGAAUUUAGUAGCAAGUCAUGAUGUCACAUGUGGGUGAUCUGUGUGUUAUGACCCCUGUGUCUUUUGACCCUUUUAUUGCAUCAGUAUCACAAAUCUAUCCAUGUACCUAAUAAAAUAUUUUUCCUUUUUUUUUUUAUGCGUUUCAAUUGGUUGUCCAAGUGUUUGUAAAUGUCGUUGCAUCUGGGAAUUUGAAAUAAA